Molecule: messenger RNA, 4409 nt
Organism: Tupaia belangeri chinensis (Chinese tree shrew)
Lineage: Eukaryota; Metazoa; Chordata; Mammalia; Scandentia; Tupaiidae
Gene: PTK2
Product: protein tyrosine kinase 2
Exons: 38
Coding region: 519-3857 (1112 amino acids)
Biological process (GO): protein phosphorylation; signal complex assembly
Cellular component (GO): cytoskeleton; focal adhesion
Molecular function (GO): protein tyrosine kinase activity; ATP binding
Source: RefSeq, a predicted model, not a curated record
CCAGCCGGCAUCACAGCAUAAAGAAGCUUGACAUUACUUGCGAUUCAAAUGUUAGCUGUCAUUGAAAUGACUUUACUUCAGUGUAAGUUCCUCAUGUUCCCUCUGAGUACUAUGGCAAGAGGAAAGAGAAACUAAGAAUAUUUUUAAAUAGUCAUUUUGUUUCUUCACGGAAUUACUGUGGCCUUCUGAACUGUAGAACUGGGGCGCCUUUGCAUCUUCCAGUUACAAAUUGAGUGCCUUUCUCAGCUUCCCCAGAGUUCCUCAGGAGUAACAGAAGGGAGGAUGGUCUGUGUUUCAGGUUGCGGAAGCAUGAGAAGAUUCUGUAACUGAGAGGCAUUCUUCAAGCUGCUGGAAAAUAUUACAGAAGGAACACCUCCCAGAUUUUGCUUCAAACUCUGAAAAUAACGAGCACACGGGGGAAGCUUAGUCUUGCUUGUGGAUCGAAGCAAAUGCUAUCUGAGAAGUGAACGGGGACUUGGCGCGUGGACUCCUGGCGUGGUCUGUAUAGGACAGGGUGCAUGUUGUGGGGACGGGCAGGACCCGAGGCCCUGAAGUCAGCAGGGGCCAUCUGUAUGGAGAGACGCGGCUGUGGUCCAUUUCCAAGGUGUUGGGCUAAAGAAUAUGACAGAUACCUAGCAUCUAGCAAAAAAAUGGCAGCUGCUUACCUUGAUCCAAACUUGAAUCACACGCCAAAUUCCAGUACGAAGGUUCCCCUAAGUACUGGUAUGGAACGAUCCCCUGGUGCAAUGGAGCGAGUAUUAAAAGUCUUUCAUUAUUUCGAAAGCAACAGUGAGCCAACCACCUGGGCCAGUAUCAUCAGGCAUGGAGAUGCUACUGAUGUCAGGGGCAUCAUUCAGAAGAUAGUGGACAGUCACAAGGUAAAGCAUGUGGCCUGCUAUGGAUUCCGUCUCAGUCACCUGCGGUCAGAGGAGGUUCACUGGCUCCACGUGGACAUGGGCGUCUCCAGUGUGAGGGAGAAGUAUGAGCUUGCCCACCCACCAGAGGAGUGGAAGUACGAAUUAAGAAUUCGUUAUUUGCCAAAAGGAUUUCUAAACCAGUUUACUGAAGACAAGCCAACUCUGAAUUUCUUCUAUCAACAGGUGAAGAGUGAUUACAUGUUAGAGAUAGCUGACCAAGUGGACCAGGAAAUUGCUUUGAAGUUGGGUUGUCUAGAAAUUCGGCGCUCCUACUGGGAGAUGCGUGGCAACGCGCUGGAGAAGAAGUCCAACUAUGAAGUAUUAGAAAAAGAUGUUGGUUUAAAGCGAUUUUUUCCUAAGAGUUUACUGGAUUCUGUCAAGGCCAAAACACUAAGAAAAUUGAUCCAGCAAACAUUUAGACAGUUUGCCAACCUUAAUAGAGAAGAAAGCAUUCUGAAGUUCUUUGAAAUCCUGUCUCCAGUGUACAGAUUUGACAAGGAAUGCUUCAAGUGUGCUCUCGGCUCAAGCUGGAUUAUUUCAGUGGAGCUGGCGAUCGGCCCCGAAGAAGGGAUCAGUUACCUCACAGACAAGGGCUGCAACCCCACACAUCUGGCUGACUUCACUCAAGUGCAGACCAUUCAGUAUUCAAACAGCGAAGACAAGGACAGGAAAGGAAUGCUACAGCUGAGAAUAGCAGGCGCUCCCGAGCCUCUGACAGUGACGGCACCAUCCCUAACCAUUGCAGAGAAUAUGGCUGACCUGAUAGAUGGCUACUGCCGGCUGGUGAAUGGAGCCACGCAGUCUUUUAUCAUCAGGCCCCAGAAAGAAGGUGAACGGGCUUUACCAUCAAUACCAAAGUUGGCUAACAGUGAAAAGCAGGGUGUGCGAACACACGCCGUCUCUGUGUCAGAUGAAAUUAGUGGGGACGAAACGGACGAUUAUGCUGAGAUUAUCGAUGAAGAGGAUACAUAUACCAUGCCCUCAAAAAGCUAUGGAAUAGAUGAAGCCAGGGAUUAUGAGAUUCAAAGAGAAAGAAUAGAACUUGGACGAUGUAUCGGAGAAGGCCAAUUUGGAGAUGUACAUCAAGGCGUUUACAUGAGUCCAGAGAAUCCAGCUCUGGCGGUUGCAAUUAAAACAUGUAAAAACUGUACUUCGGACAGCGUGAGAGAGAAAUUUCUUCAAGAAGCCUUAACGAUGCGUCAGUUUGACCAUCCUCACAUUGUGAAGCUCAUCGGCGUCAUUACAGAGAACCCGGUCUGGAUCAUCAUGGAGCUGUGUACCCUCGGAGAGCUGAGGUCAUUUUUGCAAGUAAGGAAAUACAGUUUGGAUCUAGCAUCUUUGAUCCUGUAUGCCUACCAGCUCAGUACAGCUCUUGCGUAUCUAGAGAGUAAGAGAUUUGUUCACAGAGAUAUUGCUGCUCGAAAUGUUCUGGUGUCCUCGAAUGACUGUGUGAAAUUAGGAGACUUUGGAUUAUCCCGAUACAUGGAAGAUAGUACUUAUUACAAAGCUUCCAAAGGAAAAUUGCCUAUUAAAUGGAUGGCGCCAGAGUCCAUCAAUUUCCGACGUUUUACCUCAGCUAGUGACGUGUGGAUGUUUGGUGUGUGCAUGUGGGAGAUCCUGAUGCACGGCGUGAAGCCUUUCCAAGGAGUGAAGAACAACGACGUGAUUGGGCGCAUCGAAAACGGGGAGAGGUUACCGAUGCCUCCAAACUGCCCUCCUACCCUCUACAGCCUUAUGACGAAGUGCUGGGCCUACGAUCCCAGCCGGCGGCCGCGGUUUACUGAGCUCAAAGCUCAGCUCAGCACAAUCCUAGAGGAGGAGAAGGUGCAGCAAGAAGAACGGAUGAGGAUGGAGUCCCGAAGACAGGCUACGGUGUCCUGGGACUCCGGAGGGUCCGAUGAAGCACCGCCCAAGCCCAGCAGGCCUGGUUAUCCUAGUCCAAGGUCCAGCGAAGGAUUUUACCCCAGCCCACAGCACAUGGUACAGACCAAUCACUACCAGGUCUCUGGCUACCCUGGUUCACACGGAAUCACGGCCAUGGCUGGCAGCAUCUACCCAGGUCAGGCAUCUCUUCUGGACCAAACAGAACCAUGGAACCAUAGACCUCAGGAGAUAGCCAUGUGGCAGCCCAAUGCGGAGGACUCGACUCCGCUGGAUCUGCGAGGACUCGGGCAGGUGCUGCCAACCCACCUGAUGGAGGAGCGACUGAUCCGACAGCAGCAGGAGAUGGAAGAGGAUCAGCGCUGGCUGGAGAAGGAGGAGAGAUUCCUGAAACCCGACGUGAGGCUCUCUCGAGGUAGCAUCGACAGGGAAGACGGGAGUCUUCAGGGUCCGACUGGGAACCAACACGUGUAUCAGCCUGUGGGGAAGCCGGAUCCUGCGGCUCCACCAAAGAAGCCCCCACGCCCCGGAGCCCCUGGUCACCUGGGCAGCCUUGCCAGCCUCGGCAGCCCUGGGGACGGCUAUAACGAGGGCGUCAAGCCGUGGAGGCUGCAGCCCCAGGAAAUCAGCCCCCCACCCACCGCCAACCUGGACCGGUCCAAUGACAAGGUGUAUGAGAACGUGACGGGCCUGGUGAAAGCUGUCAUCGAGAUGUCCAGUAAGAUCCAGCCGGCCCCGCCAGAGGAGUAUGUCCCUAUGGUGAAGGAAGUCGGCUUGGCCCUGAGGACUUUGCUGGCCACUGUGGAUGAGACCAUCCCUGUCCUGCCAGCCAGCACGCAUCGAGAGAUUGAGAUGGCGCAGAAGUUGCUGAACUCUGACCUGGGAGAGCUCAUCAACAAGAUGAAGCUGGCCCAGCAGUAUGUCAUGACCAGCCUGCAGCAGGAGUACAAGAAGCAAAUGCUGACCGCGGCCCACGCCCUGGCCGUGGACGCCAAGAACUUACUCGACGUCAUUGACCAAGCCAGACUGAAAAUGCUGGGGCAGACCAGACCGCACUGAGCCUGGCCCGAGGAGCACGUCUUCCUCCCCUCCUUCAAGAUGUUCUCUAGCCUUCCACCAGCAGCGAGGAGUUAACCCUGUGUCCUCGGUCGCCAGCACUUAAGCCCCAUUUUUGAAUGAUAUCUGGUUGAAAAUCUCUCUCAUAUAAGUUUAACCACUUUUUGAUUUGGGUUCAUUUUUUGUUGGAGUUUUGUUUUUAAUCAUGAUGUUCAGAAAAGUCUGGAACCCAAAAAUACGGCAUUUUUCUGAGAAUGAAAACUGUACAUAAGAAGCUUUUAAGAAUCAUGAAAAACAGCUUACGUUCGCGUUAGGACACGUUUUCAUGGUGGUGGCCAAGGGGUGACAUGUUAAUUCCUGAACUGCCUUAGCUGCAUGUUGGGGGAAGAGGGCAUGAAGUGAAGAAUCCCGGGAAACCGAGAGGCUGAGAAUUCUUUUGCCAACCAUGGAGUUAUUAUCCAGACUGGAAUUUUUGUUUGUUAAAACACCCUUCAGUUGCAAUAUGCUAACCCCACAUUACGAAGAAAGUAUAAAAGCUAUAUUUUGAAGACUUGA